Molecule: messenger RNA, 1352 nt
Organism: Alosa alosa (allis shad)
Lineage: Eukaryota; Metazoa; Chordata; Actinopteri; Clupeiformes; Clupeidae
Gene: ldhbb
Product: lactate dehydrogenase Bb
Exons: 8
Coding region: 171-1238 (355 amino acids)
Biological process (GO): carboxylic acid metabolic process
Cellular component (GO): cytoplasm
Molecular function (GO): L-lactate dehydrogenase (NAD+) activity
Source: RefSeq, a predicted model, not a curated record
GAGGUGUUAUGCUGUGUCUGGUGCAGCCGGAACCAGGUGCUCUGCUCCCUGAUUGGGAUGGGGAGGAGUGGCACUCUUGGGCACUGCAGUGCAUUUCCUCAGUAAGCUACACUGACCACUGCAGCAGGGGAACUGCGUGCCUCCUUCCAUCCCUCUUUUCCUGACAUGCCAUGUUGAUUUCUUGGUGGUAUCUAUACCUGGCAGCCCGGAACAUCAUCCAUCAAACUCUGGACAUGGCCUCAGUCCUGCAGAAGCUCAUUAUGCCCCUCUUCAGUGGGCCAGCAGAGCCACCCAGGAACAAGGUGACCGUGGUCGGGGUGGGCCAGGUGGGAAUGGCCUGUGCCGUCAGCAUCCUACUGCGGGACCUUUGUGAUGAGUUAGCUUUGGUGGAUGUGAUGGAGGAUAAACUCAAAGGAGAAAUGAUGGACCUCCAGCAUGGUAGCCUCUUCUUAAAGACACCAAAGAUAGUUGCUGGCAAAGAUUACUCGGUGACUGCUCACUCCCGGAUCGUUGUGGUCACAGCUGGUGUUCGCCAGCAAGAGGGGGAAAGCAGGCUGAAUCUGGUGCAGAGGAAUGUCAACAUUUUUAAACACAUCAUCCCUCAGAUUGUCAGAUACAGCCCCAACUGCAUCCUGAUUGUGGUUUCCAACCCAGUGGAUGUCUUAACCUAUGUGACCUGGAAGUUGAGUGGUCUGCCCAAACACCGCGUCAUUGGUAGUGGCACCAACCUGGACUCGGCCCGCUUCCGCUACCUGAUGGCUGAGAAGCUUGGCAUCCAUUCCAGCAGCUUCAACGGCUGGAUUUUAGGAGAGCAUGGAGACUCCAGUGUGCCUGUAUGGAGUGGUGCAAAUGUAGCAGGGGUGAGUCUUCAGAAACUCAAUCCAGACAUUGGGACGGAAUGUGACAAGGAGAACUGGAAGGAAACUCAUAAGAGGGUUGUAGACAGUGCCUAUGAGGUCAUUAAACUGAAGGGGUACACCAACUGGGCUAUUGGUCUAAGUGUAGCUGACCUGAUCGAAAGCCUCAUGAAAAAUCUGAAUAGGAUCCAUCCAGUGUCAACUAUGGUAAAGGGCAUGUUUGGCAUAGGCGAUGAGGUGUACCUGAGCCUGCCCUGUGUGCUGAACAGUAGUGGGGUGAGCAGUGUUGUCAACAUGACUCUGACUGAGGAUGAGAUGGCCCAGCUGAAGAAGAGUGCUGAUACAUUGUGGAACAUCCAGAGGGACUUGAAAGACUUGUAAUUUAACAUGUAUCACCAAUUCAUUCCGUCAUUACAAAUAACCUGACAGGUCAAAAAAAGGUUUCCGCCAUUUCAGUGUAACUGAUUUCUAUUUGAAUAAACCUUAAAGACCUAA